GGCUCCCAAAAGGGAGACGUAGGGCGCAACACCGCAAUCACUGCAGGGCGGACGGCAGGAGGAGGUUCGUCGGAGGCUGCGCGUCGCGAGCGGUUCCCACGGUCUUGCCCCUGCUGUCGCCGUCACCGUCGUGGUCACCCGCCGCAGGUGUCUGCGGUUGAAUGCCAGGGCCCAGAAUGAUUUGGGCAAUAGCCGUGUUGCUCAGCCUGGUGCUGGGGGCCAGUGCCGCUCCCCAGGACAACCCCGAGGACGGAGGCAAGCACUGGGUGGUCAUCGUCGCAGGUUCCAACGGCUGGUUUAAUUACAGGCACCAGGCCGACGCGUGCCACGCCUACCAGAUCGUGCACCGCAAUGGCAUUCCCGACGAGCAGAUCAUUGUGAUGAUGUACGACGACAUCGCCAACGCGGAAGACAACCCCACGCCGGGAGUGGUGAUCAACAGGCCCAACGGCUCGGAUGUGUACGCCGGCGUCCUGAAGGACUACACUGGGGAGGAUGUCACGCCGGAAAACUUCCUUGCUGUGCUGAGAGGUGAUGCAGAAGCAGUGAAGGGCAAAGGGUCUGGGAAGGUCUUGAAGAGCGGCCCCCAGGACCACGUGUUUGUGUACUUCACGGACCACGGGGCCACGGGACUGCUGGCCUUUCCUAACGACGAUCUUCACGUGAAGGACCUGAACCAGACCAUCCGGUACAUGCACAAGCACAAGAAGUACCAGAAGAUGGUGUUCUACAUCGAGGCCUGUGAGUCCGGGUCCAUGAUGAAGCACCUGCCCACCGACAUCAACGUGUAUGCGACCACAGCUGCCAACCCCGACGAGUCCUCCUACGCCUGUUACUACGACGAGCAGAGGUCCACCUACCUGGGCGACUGGUACAGCGUCAACUGGAUGGAGGACUCGGACGUGGAGGACCUGACCAAAGAGACUCUCCACAAGCAGUACCAGCUCGUGAAAUCCCACACCAACACCAGCCACGUCAUGCAGUAUGGAAACAAGUCGAUCUCGACCAUGAAGCUGAUGCAGUUCCAGGGGAUGAGACACACCGCCAGCUCUCCUCUCUCGCUGCCUCCAGUCCAGCGCCUCGACCUCACUCCCAGCCCCGAGGUGCCCCUCAUGAUCAUGAAAAGGAAGCUGAUGGCCACCAAUGACCUGCAGGAGUCCAGGCGUCUCGUCGAGGCGAUCCACAGGCACCUGGAGAGCAGGAACAUCAUCGAGAAGUCGGUGCGGAAGAUCGUGUACCUGGUCACGGGGUCCGAUGACGAGGUGGAGCGGCUCCUGUCCCAGAGAGCCGAGCUCACGGCGCACGACUGCUACAAGGCCGCGGUGACGCACUUCCGCACGCACUGCUUCAACUGGCACUCCUCCACGUACGAGUACGCGCUGCGGCACCUGUACGUGCUGGCCAACCUCUGCGAGGUGCCUCAUCCCGUCGACAGAAUAAAGUCGGCCAUGGACCAGGUGUGCCUGGGCUACUACUGAGCUGCCACCUUCCUGCCGCUCUUCCACCUGCGAGCACCGCCCCUGAGCGCGUGUGCCAUCGGGAGUGGGGGGAGCGCGAGGGGGCCGGCCGCACUCCAGGCCCCUUCCUGCCUCCAGGUCUUCGGGUCUCUGGGUCUCCUGGUCCCCCGUGCAGCGAGCGAGCGCACCGGAAAGCUGCAGACUCACUGGGCACAGCCCUGUGCUAAGAGAGACCUCUCCGCUUCUGGGGAAGCUGUUCUGCUAGUUUUCAGGAACAGGAGGUUCCCCUGGGCCUCUCCAGCCAGUGGGAGAAUCCCCCCCUCCAUGCGGAGGAAUUUGAAGCUGGCGCCUCUUUAAGUCUUCAAAGUGAUUUCGUUGAAGGGCGAUGGAAGCUCCAAAUGGAAAUCUGUUAGAAAAUAAUACGUUUUGAUUGCUUCUAUGUUUUAUUCCUCGGUAAUGAGCACGUCUUGAAAAAUAAAGAUUGUCACUGAACCCGUGUCUUAAUUUCGGGCGUUGACUAGGCAAUGUCUGCCCCUGGCCUCCCCUCCCUCGCUCCCCUGCCCACCGCUCUGCGUCCGCCCUGCUGCCCCUGGGACCACCCAGCCUCCCUGUCUUGGCUUCCUGGUCUCCCUCUCGCCCCGCAGUGCCUUGCCCUCCAUCUGAUGCAUCCUCAAGGUGUGUCUGGAAGUGCUGCUUCCCUCCACCCCAACAACCUUCUCCAGCUUCCUCCUCCCCCACCUGCCAAAAGUCCACCCCCCCCCCCCCCACCUGCACUGUCUUUGCAUCUCAGCAGCGGGGCAGGGUCGCCCCUUACACCAGGGGUAGGGCCUGUGGAGAGUGUUUUUGAACUGAUGGAAAUGCUCUAAAAUCGGUUGUUGUGAUGAUUGUAGAACUCUUCAGUAGACGAAAACCCAUCGAAUUGUACAUGCUAAGUGGAAGUUACGUGGUUUGUUCAUCAUACUUCAAUAAAGCUGUUUUUCAAACUAA
Messenger RNA from Phyllostomus discolor (pale spear-nosed bat), 2444 nucleotides. RefSeq names its product legumain (gene LGMN). The transcript is spliced from 14 exons. Lineage: Eukaryota; Metazoa; Chordata; Mammalia; Chiroptera; Phyllostomidae. The record is from RefSeq and is a predicted model, not a curated record. Gene Ontology annotation, molecular function: cysteine-type endopeptidase activity. The coding region runs from base 162 to 1478 and encodes 438 amino acids. Gene Ontology annotation, biological process: vacuolar protein processing.